AUGGCUACCACAACUAGGACAACUCAGCACGCCCUGAGAAGCCUUCGUGCUGCCUCGUCAACCCGCUCUUAUGCUGCCUUCACCCUACGGACUUACGCCUCCGCCGCCGAGCCCGACCUCAAGGCUACGCUGCAGUCCGUGAUUCCUGAGAAGAGAGAAUUGCUCAAGCAAGUCAAGAGCCAUGCCGACAAGAAGAUUGGAGACAUCACCAUUGGCCAAGUCAUCGGCGGUAUGAGAACAAUGAAGUCCAUGGUUUGGGAGGGAAGCGUGCUGGACGCCAAUGAAGGAAUCCGUUUCCACGGCCGAACCAUCGCCGACUGCCAGAAAGAGCUCCCCAAAGGCACCUCUGGGACCGAGAUGUUGCCUGAGGCCAUGUUCUGGCUCCUUUUGACCGGCAAAGUCCCCUCUACCUCUCAGGUCCGAGCCCUGUCGCGCGAAUUAGCCCAGAAGUCAGACCUCCCGCCCCAUGUCGUAUCGAUGCUUCGCUCCUUCGACAAGAAUGUCCAUCCGAUGACGCAGCUGUCAUGUGCUGUUGCCGCUCUGAAUACCGAAUCCGCAUUUGCCAAAAAGUAUGCCGAGGGCCUGAACAAGGCGGACUACUGGGAGCCUACGUUUGAUGAUAGCAUCAGCCUCCUGGCCAAGCUGCCUCGCGUGGCUGCGGCCAUCUUUGACAAGGCUGCUCUCGACAUGGCCCUGGACCCCGACCAAGAUUGGGCCUACAACUUCGCUAAACUCCUCGGGAAGCCAGGCAAGGAAAAUGAAGGUUUCCAGGACUUGCUUCGUCUCUAUCUUGCCCUUCACGGAGACCAUGAAGGAGGCAAUGUCUCGGCUCACGCGACUCAUCUAGUCGGAUCCGCUCUUUCUGAUCCGUUCUUGUCGUACUCUGCUGGCUUGCUGGGUCUGGCCGGACCUCUGCAUGGACUUGCUGCCCAGGAGGUGCUCCGCUGGAUCCUGAAGAUGCAAUCGCACAUCGGAGAGAAUUUCUCCGACAAGGACGUCAGAGACUACCUUUGGUCUACUCUUCGCAGCGGUCAGGUUGUACCAGGUUACGGUCACGGUGUGCUCCGCAAGCCUGACCCGCGAUUCAAGGCCUUGAUUGAUUUCGGCGAUGCCCGCGAGGAUAUUGCCAAGAACCCUGUGUAUCGGCUGGUCAAGAAGAACAGCGAGAUCGCACCAGGCGUGUUGACCGAGCACGGCAAGACCAAGAACCCUCACCCCAACGUGGACAGUGCUUCGGGUGUCCUCUUCCACCAUUAUGGCUUCCAGGAUCCCCUGUACUACACUGUUACUUUUGGAGUCAGCAGAGGUCUCGGUCCUUUGGCGCAACUGAUCUGGGAUCGUGCUCUGGGCAUGCCGAUUGAACGACCAAAGAGUAUCAAUCUCGAAGGUCUCAUGAAAUUGGUGUAA
This is a messenger RNA of Fonsecaea multimorphosa CBS 102226, 1407 nucleotides long. Its product is annotated as 2-methylcitrate synthase, mitochondrial. Bases 1 to 1407 code for a protein of 468 amino acids. Lineage: Eukaryota; Fungi; Ascomycota; Eurotiomycetes; Chaetothyriales; Herpotrichiellaceae. Gene Ontology annotation, cellular component: mitochondrial matrix. Gene Ontology annotation, biological process: tricarboxylic acid cycle; carbohydrate metabolic process. Gene Ontology annotation, molecular function: 2-methylcitrate synthase activity. The record is from RefSeq and is a predicted model, not a curated record. The transcript has a single exon.